AUGUCCAUCUCAAGGAAAACCACCGAUCUGGAGGCCAGGGACAGGUUUAGGAUCUCCGUGGAUGAUCUGGGCGCGCUUCAUGACCCUAAAUCCCUGAUAAAGCUCCAGGAGCUCGGAGGCAUAGACGCCCUCGUGUCAGGGCUGGCCACCGACGAGGCUAGAGGCUUGUCCAAGGAUAUUCCUCAGCCAGAGCUCAAACAACGGCAGCAUGUUUAUGGAGUCAACGUGCUUCCCAAGAAGUCUAGCAAAUCGUUUUUGCGGUUGUGUUGGGAGGCUUUGAAGGACAAGAUUCUGAUCAUGCUGACCGUUGCAGCCAUUGUGUCUUUGGCACUGGGUCUCUACGAAACCUUCGGUCAACCUCCUGAAUACGACGACGAGGGCAAACCCCUGCCUAAAGUCGAGUGGGUGGAAGGUGUGGCCAUCAUUGUGGCCAUAGCCAUCGUUGUGAUCGUGGGAUCUGUCAACGACUACAAUAAAGAGAGACAAUUCUCGAAGCUGAAUGCCAAAAAAGACGACCGUAAUGUGAUCGUUUACAGGUCAGGAGAAAAGCAAUUCAUACCCAUCGGACAGCUUCUGGUGGGAGACCUGAUAUAUGUGGAAACGGGCGAAGUUGUUCCAGCAGACUCGGUCUUGGUUUCCGGAGAGUGUGAGUGCGAUGAAAGCUCUCUUACAGGUGAAACACAUGCCAUUCGCAAAAUUCCUGCAGCUUACGCAUUAGAGCGUUACAAGGCUCUUGGCAACGCAACCAAGGACAUUGGUGACAAAGGCGUUGAUGAUCCGAUGCUGAUAUCGGGCGCAAAGCUGAUCUCUGGCCAGGGAAAAGCCGUUGUGACUGCUGUUGGCACGAAUUCCAUGCACGGGAAAAUUAUGAUGUCGCUUCGUCACGAGUCAGAAGAAACUCCACUGCAAGCAAGACUUUCGCACUUGGCAGACGGUAUUGCCAGAUUCGGAUUCUUGGCAGCCAUUAUACUGUUUGUUGUGUUGUUCAUCAAGUUCUGUGUGAAGCUGGGAACCGAUUAUAAGAAUCUCACGGGUGCGCAGAAGGGCACGAAGUUUUUGAACAUUCUUAUCACGGCCAUCACGAUCAUUGUUGUGGCUGUGCCGGAAGGCCUUCCUUUGGCUGUGACGUUGGCGCUUGCUUUUGCAACUACACGGAUGACUAAGGACGGCAAUCUGGUGCGUGUUCUGAAAAGUUGUGAAACUAUGGGAGGCGCGACAGCGAUCUGCUCCGACAAGACCGGAACGCUUACAGAGAACAGAAUGCGCGUUGUCAAGGGUUUCAUAGGCGACAGUGAUUUUGAUUACACUGUUUCAAGGGCAAAUGGCCAGACUAACGUUGAGACUAUCAGCGACAAUUUGAAGAUUAGCUUGCUCGACAAUAUCUUGCUUAACUCAACGGCUUUCGAAGCUAGCAAGGAAGAGCAAAGUUCUCAUGUCCAGAAGAAAGGCUUGUUUAAGAAAGGGAGCAAGCCCCCAAAACCAAAGCUUGAAGAGCCGUUUGUUGGCUCCAAGACAGAGUGUGCUUUACUUCUUCUUGCUCAAGAUCGGUUUAAUGCAAUCAACGAAACCACGCCGCUGGAGCUCAUUAGGGAGCAAUCGCAACACCGCAUAGUCCAGAUCAUUCCUUUUGAGUCUUCGCGUAAAUGGGGUGGGAUUGUGGUCAAGACUAGCUCCGGCUACAGAUUCUACAUCAAGGGCGCUUCUGAGCUGGUUUUUUCCAGAUGUACAGCUAGAACUACUUCGGACGGUAAGAUAGUUCCGAUUACCAGCGCCAUCAAGGAGGAAAUCACGUCUAAGAUCACCAAUCUUGCAGAGCACGCUCUUCGGACACUCUGUCUUGCUCACUGCGACUUCGAAGGAUUGGAGUCGUGGCCUCCUGCCAGUAUGGCCAAGUCAGAUAACAGAAGAGAAGCUGAUCCGAAUUUGCUUUUCGGGGAGGCAGUUGAAAUACUGGCCAACGAUGCCAACGCUGCAGCUGCGCAAAACACCAAUCUUCCAAAAAUCGUUAUUGGUGAGGAGACCACAGCAAAGCGCGAGGGACUGGUUUUGGACUCCCUGGUGGGUAUCCAGGACCCUCUUAGAGAAGGUGUCAAGGAAGCUGUUGCCAAAUGUGGAACUGCAGGUGUCCGUGUGAGGAUGGUUACUGGUGACAACAUUUUGACUGCUCGUGCCAUUGCCAGAAAUUGCGGAAUUCUCAAUGAAGAAACAUUCAACGAUCCAACAGCAUGCAUGGAGGGUCCUGUUUUCCGGACCUUGAGCCCACGAGAGCGCAUCAAUAUUGUUCCCAAGCUCUGCGUGCUGGCUCGGUCCAGUCCUGAGGACAAGCGGAUUUUGGUUGACACUCUGAGAAGUCAGGGAGAAGUUGUUGCGGUGACCGGAGACGGCACCAACGAUGCACCUGCACUGAAACUCGCGGACGUUGGUUUUUCCAUGGGUAUUGCAGGUACCGAAGUCGCCAGAGAAGCUUCUGAUAUUAUUCUGACAACGGACGAUUUCUCAUCCAUCGUUAAUGCCAUCAAAUGGGGAAGAACCGUCGCAACUUCUAUUCGAAAGUUUGUUCAAUUCCAGCUCACAGUCAACGUCACCGCUGUCGCCUUAACGUUCAUAUCUGCCGUCGCAUCGUCGGACGACAGCUCAGUUUUGACUGCCGUCCAAUUGCUAUGGGUGAACCUUAUCAUGGAUACUCUGGCUGCCUUAGCUCUCGCCACAGAUAAGCCGGAUGAAGAUAUAUUGAAUAGAAAGCCAGCCGGUCGCCACGCUCCUCUGAUUUCCACAUCUAUGUGGAAGAUGAUUCUGGGACAGUCUGUUGUUCAGUUGGUGAUCACUUUUGUGCUCCAUUUUGCAGGAGCCAAAAUAUUCUUCCCCGACGGUCAUGUGAACGAUCACCAGGCGACUCAGAUCGCUGCUAUGACUUUCAAUACUUUUGUCUGGUUACAAUUCUUCAACCUCUUUCUGACACGGAAACUGGAUGAGGGUGACGGAAUCACAAAAGUGAGGGACCGCAUUACUCGCUCAAAUUUGGACUUCACACAACAUUUCUUUAGCAAUUGGUAUUUCAUCACCAUUGCAGCAAUCAUCGGUGGAUUCCAGGUCCUCAUCAUGUACGUGGGAGGUGCCGCUUUCAGCAUUGCAAGACAAACAGGUGCGAUGUGGGGGACUGCCGUUAUUUGUGGUCUGCUCUCGCUUCCAGCAGGCAUCAUCAUCAGAAUAAUUCCCGACAUUUGGGUGGAAAGAAUAUUCCCUACAAGGGCUUUCAACAGAAUGAUCUCCUUACUGACUUUCAAGAGAAAGAAGAGGUCACAUUCGGAGAUAGAGUCUGAGUCCUCUGAUUCUCAAGAUGAAAACGAAAAUAUACUAAGUGUGUCCCAUAUCAAACAUAUCAGCGGUAGAUCCAGGUCCUCCACGUCCACGGACACAUCUGUUGUUUCGCAAACGACUGACAACACCCUAUUCUCUCAAAAUGAUAGCAGAUUCACAGCGCAUUCCCAGGAUUUAUAG
Messenger RNA from Ogataea angusta, 3498 nucleotides. RefSeq lists its product as uncharacterized. The transcript has a single exon. Gene Ontology annotation, biological process: intracellular calcium ion homeostasis; calcium ion transmembrane transport. The coding region runs from base 1 to 3498 and encodes 1165 amino acids. Gene Ontology annotation, molecular function: ATP hydrolysis activity; ATP binding; P-type calcium transporter activity. Gene Ontology annotation, cellular component: membrane; intracellular membrane-bounded organelle. The record is from RefSeq and is a predicted model, not a curated record. NCBI's taxonomy places the organism in Eukaryota, Fungi, Ascomycota, Pichiomycetes, Pichiales, Pichiaceae.